This is a messenger RNA of Striga hermonthica, 1080 nucleotides long. NCBI's taxonomy places the organism in Eukaryota, Viridiplantae, Streptophyta, Magnoliopsida, Lamiales, Orobanchaceae. The record is from the annotation of a GenBank genome assembly.
AUGGGGGCGGUGACGUCGUCGAUGGCGGCGAAGUUUGCAUUUUUUCCGCCGAACCCGCCGUCGUACGGCGUGUCGGUGGAGGAGGGGACGGGGAAACUGAGGCUGACGGAGGUGGCGGAGCACGAGAAUGUGGACGUGCUGAGGGUGAAGACGAAGAGGGGAACGGAGAUCGUGGGGGUGUACGUGAAGAAUCCUGGGGCCAAGCUGACGCUUUUGUACUCGCACGGCAACGCGGCUGAUCUGGGGCAGAUGUAUGAUCUAUUCACUGAGCUGAGCAUCCACCUCCGGGUCAACUUGUUGGGGUAUGACUACUCAGGGUAUGGACAGUCCACGGGCAAGCCGAGCGAAUUGAACACCUAUGCGGACAUUGAAGCUGCAUAUGAGUGCCUUCAAGAGAAUUACGGAGUGAAAGAAGAAGAUGUAAUAUUGUAUGGACAGUCUGUUGGGAGUGGGCCUACUUUGGACCUGGCAUCCCGUUUGCCAAGAUUAAGGGCUGUGGUUCUGCACAGCCCAAUCCUGUCUGGACUUAGAGUAAUGUAUCCUGUUAAGCGAACAUAUUGGUUCGAUAUUUAUAAGAAUAUUGACAAAAUUCCUUUGGUUCAGUGCCCUGUAUUGGUUAUUCAUGGUACUGAUGACGAUGUGGUAGAUUGUUCGCAUGGUAAGCAGCUCUGGGAGCUCUGUAAAGAAAAAUACGAGCCGUUGUGGGUCAAAGGUGGCAAUCACUGUGACCUCGAGCUCUAUCCAGAAUAUAUUAAGCAUCUUAAGAAGUUUGUAUUAGCUAUCGAGAAAUCAGGCCAUGUGAGAACUGGAUCUGCAACGUCAACAGAUGACAUGUACAAUGCUCAAAACAUCAUGGAUGGCCGACCGAGAGAAAGCACAGACCAGAGAGAAAAGUCCAGAUCGAGCACAGAUUACAGAGAGAAUCCUAGAGGUAGCAUAGACCGGAGGGAAAAAUCAAGAGCAAGCACUGACAAGAGAGAGAGAUCACGAAAGAGUGUGGAUUAUGCUGACAAGGCAAAUAAUAUUUCAGAACAGCCAGAGAGAGCUAGGAACAGCAUAGACCGGUUGGCCUCAACUUGA